UUGGUCUGAUGUCAGAAACAUAUGUUUAGCUUGCAUUAUGUAUAAAUAAUACGUUUUGUUUUUUAUUUUACCAAUUACCAAUCGCAUUAUUCAUGGUUUUACGAAGCCACUUAAAUUAGUCAAUAGCCAGAUUGUGUCAAGAUGAAAAUCAACGAGAAGAACUUGUGCGUUUUUGCCAGAACGCCGCCCUUUGACAUGGAAGGCUUUCUUAAAAAACGGGGCGAGGUAAACAAGGCCUUUCAGAGACGCUAUUUUGUGCUGAAAGGCAAUCUACUGUUUUACUUUGAAACGCGAAUGGACAAGGAACCAUUGGGAUUAAUAAUCGUCGAAGGCUGUACCAUAGAGUUAUCUCUGGAAUCGGACAUUGACAAUUAUUGUUUUGAGAUAGCAUUUAAUGGCAAUCGUACCUAUAUACUGGCUGCGGAAACGCAGGAAAGCAUGGAGUUAUGGAUGAAGGCGUUGACGUGCGCUGGCUACGAAUACAAAAGAAUUAUUGUAACCGAGCUGCAACGCCAACUGCAGGAGAUUGAAGACUCCAGAAACAAAAUGCGCAGUGAUACUUCGCUUGCGGAAACGGAUGCAUCUGGAAAGCCUAAGCCGCCGCCGAGACGUCAAAAUCCAUUUAAUAGGCCGGCACCACCGCCACCUGAUGCACCACCAGGUGGUGUUGGCCUUCGUGGUGGUGUUGUCAUGUCUCCCAUGCCCUUUAUACCCGGCUACUUUGGUUCGAGCAAUGCUAAAGCGCAACAGGAGCAACACAAACAACAACAGCAAGAACAACAUCUGCGCUUGGAUAAUGGCAAUGGCAGUCCACAAACUACACCCAAAGCAACGCGCCGACAUGGCAUUGGACCAUCUCCUAGUAUCUUCUAUAAUGAUCCGCCCGCAGUGCCUGCCAGACUCUCAGUAUUAUCGAGCAGCAGCAGCAAUAACAACAACAACACCGACGUCGACCGCUUGGAGGAGCAGCGUCGUCUUAUCAAAGCCAUUGAGGAGUUCAAACGGAACCACGAGCAUUUUCGAAGUGUUGUCAUGGCCGAUAUCGUUGCGUAUCGCGAUCGUCGAAAUAAACCUCUGAUACUGUUCUGAUCCUGUUACGCAAAAUGAACUGGCAGCGACUCCAAAUAGGUCUUUAUCUUAUGUAUUAUCAUCCAUUUUGUGCUAAAUCAAGUUUACAUUUAAAUUAUAUUUAUGUUCCAUUUAAAUAUACGCGCUGUUCACAAAA
Messenger RNA from Drosophila innubila, 1225 nucleotides. RefSeq names its product sesquipedalian-1 (gene IPIP). The transcript has 4 exons. Gene Ontology annotation, biological process: retrograde transport, endosome to Golgi; receptor recycling; endosome organization. The record is from RefSeq and is a predicted model, not a curated record. Bases 142 to 1089 code for a protein of 315 amino acids. Gene Ontology annotation, cellular component: trans-Golgi network; early endosome; recycling endosome. Lineage: Eukaryota; Metazoa; Arthropoda; Insecta; Diptera; Drosophilidae.